Messenger RNA from Camelus dromedarius (Arabian camel), 3061 nucleotides. It is a transcript of the gene CCDC102B, whose product is annotated as coiled-coil domain containing 102B. The record is from RefSeq and is a predicted model, not a curated record. NCBI's taxonomy places the organism in Eukaryota, Metazoa, Chordata, Mammalia, Artiodactyla, Camelidae. Bases 124 to 1557 code for a protein of 477 amino acids. The transcript is spliced from 9 exons.
GCCAGGACCCCAGAGCUGCACAGAUGAGAAAAGGAUGCAGGAAAUUCUGUUGUUUACACAUGUGCCUGUAACACUGAGCCGCUGGAGCAGCCCAGCAAGCCCAGAGGGCCUGAGAAGAUAAAUAUGAAUUUAGAUUCCAUUCAUCGGUUAAUUGAGGAGACACAGAUCUUCCAGAUGCAGCCAACAUCAGUUAAGCCAGUUUGUGACCUGGUAGCGCCUGCCUCAUCCCCCAGGGACACCUGUAGCUCCUGUUUCCCACUCUAUGGGCUGCAAUCUCAUCCCGCUCACAAAUUCUGUGCUCGCUGGUGCAGCACCAGCGACUGGGAUCUCUGUGAAGAACUCCGUCUGCGGGAACUGGAGGAGGUCAAGGCCAGAGCGGCUCAGAUGGAGAAGACCAUGCGGUGGUGGUCAGACUGCACUGCCAACUGGAGAGAAAAGUGGAGUAAAGUUCGAGCUGAAAGGAACAGCGCCAGAGAGGAAGGAAGACAACUCAGAAUGAAAUUAGAGUUGGCCAUGAAGGAACUGAGUGCCCUGAAAAAGCAGCAAAGUCCAUCACAUCAAAAGGAGGAGUUGGAAGCAAGGGUUUCCCAGGAUCCGAAGCUUGCUAGUUUCAUAGACGUGGCGUAUGCACAGAGAGACCCAUUUCAAAUUGGUCCCAAAAUGUGUGAGUCCAUCAGAGAGUGUUUGGGAAAGAGAGAAUUUCCUACAAAGGAGAACACAAAUAGUAAGGAAGAAGUUUCAGUUAUUGACCCACUAAGAUUAAAUGAGAUGAAACUCAAUCUAGAUUGUCCUGAUUUAUUCAAGAAUGGUGGUUCUGAAAAUUGUGCAAUGAGACCUGGAUUAAGACUGCAAGCAAUAAAUCUGCCUCUGGAGAAUAGAGUGUCUGAAAUUUCGGCUUUGCAGGUGCACCUGGAUGAGUUCCAACAAAUCUUAUGGAAAGAAAGAGAGAUGCGCUUAUCUUUGGAAAAAGAAAUCGAGCGCCUGGAGUCGGCUUUGUCUGUGUGGAAAUGGAGGUAUGAAGAACUGAAAGAAUUAAAGACAACAGAUGUGAAGGAGUUUAACGUUCUUCAUGGUCAACAUAAAGAUGAAAUGGAAGAAAUACCAGGAGAUAUAAAGGAAGGACCUAAAUCUCAAAACACCAAGGACAGGGUGAUCUAUGAGUUAAGAGCAGAGCUGGGGAGAUUGCAGGCUGCAAAUACAUCAGAGUCAGACAAGAGGGAAACACUCGAAGCAGAAAGACGAGGACUGGAGAGAGAAAACAGAAGGCUAAAGGUCCAGGUGAAAGAAAUGGAAGAGCUCCUGGACAGAAAAAAUAGAUUAAGCGCAAACUCUCAAGGUCCUGAUUUCAAGACAUCACAAAUUGAACUGCAGGAGAAAAACAAGGAACUGUUGGACCUUCAACACGCCUACCAUGAGCUAAGCAGACAGCACCAGGCAAAAACAGCAGACCUGGCCCAUGCACACCACCUCAUGGGGCAAAGUGAGGCCGAAGUCAGGAAACUGAGACUUCGCGUGGAAGAACUGAAACAGGGGCUCCACCAAACAGAAGACAAGUGAUUUCUAAGGACAAGAGAAAUGGCCUUGAAUUCAAGGUACCCAGAAGUGGAAUUACUGGAUUAUCAAGGAAAUGCAAAUCAAAACCACGAUGAGAUGUCACCUCACACCUGUCAGAAUGGCUAUUGUCAAAAAGCCAAGAAAUAACAAGUGUUGGUGAGGAUGUGGAGAAAAGGGUGUUGAUGGGAAUGUAAAUUGGUGCAACCACUACAGGAAACAGUAUGAAGCUUCCUCAAAAACUCAAAAAUAGAACUGUCAUUUUUUUGCUUUUUUAAAUACAAACUUUUACAUACAUACACCCAGCCCUACAUUCCUUAUUCUAGGAUCGUGUCAAAGUUUUUCCUCUUUACAACAAAUUUAUCCUAUUUUACUCUAUUUUCCCUAGCUUAUCUGGAAUCUGAAUUUGGCCAUGAAGCCUAUUUCCUCACUUCAUAGAUUUUCUAACUUUCCUUUUGUACUGGCUUCUUCAAUGCUGCCUAGCAAACAUACCUAAGUCUUAGGAUUAUAGAACUCAAACUUUGAUAGACUGAUACUGUUUCUUCUACAAUUUCACUUUUUUCCUUUAACUGCCUUUCCCGCAAAUCUCUUGGGCUGAAUAUCCUCUAGUUACUAAUUACUGUGUCCAGUUCCUCAAUUACCAUUUAUAUUAAUUUAAUAAAUGCUCCAAGAAUGCAUCCUAUGUGCUGAGCACUAUUUUAAGCAAUGUUAUAUUUUAAUAAGACGUUGUAUUUUAAGUAUAUGUAUUAUAUGUGUGUGUAACUCAGUUCAUCUGUUCUUAAAUACCAUACAAAAAAAUUUUUUAUUUCUGAUUAUAAAAACAUUUACUCAUUCCAGAAAGAUAUAGAAAAUGGAAAAAAAAAAGGAAAAAAAAGUAAAUAAACACAAAAGUUUUUUUCCACCAUCUCAAAAGUCAGAAAUACUCACUGAUAACAUUUUGCUCAAUGUUGCAUAGUUUUGCAGUUGUCUGUGUGUAUGCCUAAGUUCAUUUUGUGUACUUACAACGUGUGUGUAUAUUUAGAUGAUCAUAAUAGCUAAGAAUUGUGUAUUUACUCUGUUAUAUAUUGUUCUAAGUAGAAAUUCACUUAUCUAAUCCCAACAUCAUCCGUAUAUUUAUUUUCCCCAUUUCACAAAGGAGGAAAUUGAGGAACAGCAAGGUUAAGUAAUUUGCUCAUUAAGGGGCAAAACUGGGAUUCACAUUCAGGCAGCCUGACUCCGGGGUCCAUACUGGUGCAUGUGACGUCUGCUCACAUCCUCUCUGACCAUUCAUACUGUCUGUCUCAUGGUCUUAUACAUAUGCUAAGUAUAUAGCUACAUGCUAAUCAUAUAAUUAUGUAUACCGUAUAACCACAAUUAUGUCUAUGCAGAUUUAACCCUCCUUUUCCUCCAAAAUUUUAUUUUAAAUAUUUUGCUAUUUGAAAACAUUAUUAAAAUAGCAUUUUGAUGAAUGCAUAAUAAGGUAUAAAUAUACUACUAUUUGAAGUUCAUCUAUUGUUAAACAAUUUUUCUC